GUAAGUGUAGCAUAUGUGUGUAGUCAGCAUUGGCAUUUAAACGGUAAAGUUCUUUGUUGCAUUUUUUCUGACGUUUGGUUUUAUUAUGUAGGAGGAGUCAGUACCACUGACACGUAAGAAUCUUAGCUGCGCUACCCUACUGAAGAAGAUAAGAGACAGUAGUGUUACCGCAUACCAUCACAUCAGAUGAGAAUGACGUUGUAACCUACAAAGAUAACUUUUUUUGUAUAUUUUACAUUUUAAAGGGAUUCGAAGUUUGAGCCGGAAAGAUUUCUGCCGUUGCCAACUGCCAUAAAACAAUGAGAUUUCCCAUGCUCAUUUCUCUCAUCAGGCCGAUCGGGCCGGUUGUUAUCGGUAUUUCUUUGGGAUUUACAUUGAGUUUGUUGAGUGUAACGUGGGUCGAGGAGCCGUGCGAUGCCGAUUCUAAAAGCGGAGAUGAAGUUGUUUUGGCUCAGGAAGGGAAUCUGAAAGGUGCCCGGAGACCCAAUUCCAUAUCGACUGUUAACGGGGAAAAUGGGGACAUCGAGGAGGAUUUUGAACCGAGAAUCGUACCAUAUAAACCAGUAAAACAAAGUCAACCGAAGAAAGUUUUCAGGGCGAAGUACAUCAGCACAGAGCUGGGCAUAAGGGAGAGGCUCUUUGUGGGGGUUAUGACGUCCAAGAACACCAUCAACACGUUGGGCGUGGCCGUGAACCGAACCAUCAGCCACCACCUGGAGAGCGUGGUGUUCUUCACUGGCAUGCGCAACCGCAAGAUUCCCCACGGCAUGUUCGUGGUCACACACGGUGACGAACGGCUCAUCUGGAACAUGUUCCAGACAGUCAAAUAUGUGCUGGAGCACUACGUCGCCGAAUACGACUGGUUCUACUUCGUCCAGGACGACACGUACACAGAGGCCGACCGCCUCAAGGCCCUGGUGGGCCAUCUGAGCAUAGACCGCAACCUGUACAUGGGCAGCCCGGAGGAGUUCAUCGGCGGAGAGCCAGAGGGCAGGUACUGCUACGGUGGGUUCGGGUAUCUCCUGUCCCGCACACUGCUGCUUCGGUUGAAACCCUUCCUGGAGAACUGCAGGAAUGACAUCCUGAGCGCCAGGCCAGACGAGUGGCUUGGCCGAUGCAUCAUCGAUUACGCCAACACAAACUGCGUGGAUGAGCACGAGGGACUCCAGUAUUAUCAUUUUGAAAUGGGAAAGAAUUCAGAUCCUAGUAAGGAGGAAAAUGUGAACUUUAAGAAUGCCCUCGCUGUCCAUCCAGUCUCAGAUCCUGAACAGAUGUACAGACUGCAUAAGCAUUUCACUGAGAUUGAGCUACAGAGAACCUACAGUGAGAUUGAGAAAUUGCAGGCAGAAAUUAAGAAUAUCAGUGAGGUGGCCUUUGAUGGAAAUCGCAGUGCCCAGUGGCCUAUUGGGAUCAAUCCUCCCUUUGAACCGAAGACUCGUUUUGAGGUUUUGAGAUGGGAGUACUUCACAGAGGAUCAGGUAUACUCCUGUACCGACGGCUCCCCGAAAUGCGAGCUGCAUGGGAUCGACAAAGCGGACGUUACCGACGUCAUCGAGACAGCAAUGGGAGAGCUGAACAAGAAGUACAAGCCGAUUCUACACCUGAAGAAGCAGCAGCUAAUUAACGGGUACAGGCGCUUCGACCCCACCCGUGGGAUGGAGUACACCCUGGACCUGCAGCUGGAGGUCGUCAAUCAGAAGGGCAGGAGCCGCUCCAUCACCAAACGGGUCCAUCUGGUGCGGCCCCUGAGCCAGAUCGAAAUCAUCCCCAUGCCUUACGUCACGGAAGCCACCAGGGUUCACAUUAUCCUGCCGAUGACCGUUCACGACCGCAGCGACAUCAACCAGUUUUUCCAGGUGUACGCCGAUAACUUCUUUGAGACGAGCGAAAAUGCCGUUUUAACUUUUCUGUUCAUCUAUGACCCUUUCGAGGCUCAGCAGGUCAACCAGAAUGACAUUUUCGGUGAUGUCAAAGCGAAAAUCAAUGCCUAUGAGCGCAAGUAUCCCACUGUCAAAAUCCCAUGGAUAAGUGUCAAGACCGAAGCGCCAUCCCAAAUCAAAAUCAUGGAUAUCAUUUCAAAGAAGCACCCUGUGGACACGUUAUUCUUCGUCGCCAGCGUCAGCACCAACGUCAACUCUGAGUUCCUCAACCGCUGCCGCAUGAACUCCAUUAACAGCUGGCAGGUCUUCUUCCCUAUCCACUUCCAGGACUACAGCCCAGACAUUGCCUAUCACAACCAACAGCCCCCAGUUAACAUUGACCUGGUCAAGGACUCGGGCCACUUUGACCGCAGUGUUUUUGAUGAGGCCUGCUUCUAUAACGCCGACUACAUGGCGACGCGAACUCGCAUGGCCUCUGAUGUGCAGGAGAACGAGGAGAUCCUGGAGACUCUGGAUGUCUACGACAUGUUUAUCAAGUACUCUAGCCUGCACGUAUUCAGGGCAGUGGAGCCCGCACUGCACCAGAAAUACAGGUACCAGGCAUGCAAUCCCCGCCUAAGCGAGGAGAUCUACCACAGGUGUGUCCAAAGCAAUCUGGAGAGCCUGGGCUCUCGCUCACAGCUGGCAAUGCUGCUAUUCGAACAAGAACAGGGCAACAGCACGUGAUUCCAAAACUGAAAAGUGAGGCUGUCCUUCCAGGUAGUCAUCAAAAAGUUUACAAAGGUAAUGCAUAUCCUGAGGAGUUUUGUUAUGUUUACAAAAAUGCCACCGAUUAUAUGCACACACAUAAUCACCAUAUAAUAAUCACACUUGCAUAGAAAAAUAGGCAUUGUUACAAAUUCACACCCAUACAAAAACGCUUUUUAUCUGAAACACGUUGAAAAUUUCCACUUCCAAAUAAUUUUCAUUCUUGUCAUUUUAACUCGCUCUCCCAUGUUUAACCUUACGGUUUUGCGGAGGGGGAGGCUGUAUGAAGGUCACUGUUUGUUUUUUUAAAAACGUCUUUACUUUGUCGUGGUCGCCGAGGGUACAAUUUCAAACAGGCAGCUCUGAAAAUGUGCAAGUACUUGUGAUGAUCAUAAAUGCUGGCACCCCUUUAAAUUACUGCUAUUGCUAUUGGUGCCUUUGAUUUGCAUGUUAGCUUUGUUAGCAAGUAGUCCUCAAGUUAUGAAAGGCUUUUUAAAUGGCUUCUCAACAGGAAACUACAAACUCAACAUCUGACAUUUGAAUAGUUCUGUUGAUAUAUUAUAAAGCAGCUUAGUAUUUGGAUAUUCAAGUUUAAUAAAAUAGGCCAUAUAUGGCUUGCAUAUAAAUAUUUCUAAUUUAAAUGUCUAUUUAUGUAUGUAUGUGUACAUUACAUUUGUAGUUAGGCAAGAACAUAUUCACAAGUAUUUAAAUUUGAGAAUGUCUAUUUAAAAUGAGGGAUAAAUGUGUACAUGUAUAUUUUCUGAGGAAAGAACUGAAUUUAGUGAGCCUUUACUCAACAAAUGGCCAGAACUUUGGUUUAAAGCUUAUUGUUUGAGUUUCAAUGGCUUGUGUUUGAGAGUUGAUUUAGUGAAAGCACAGAGCCCCAGGAGGCUCAACCUUGUUAAUGCAAAAGCAGUAUGAGAUUUUGACUGUGUGGUGGACAAGACGAUACACAAUCUUUCUGUUGUGAUACCAAAAAAAUAAAUAGUUGUGAGACAGCCUGUUGAUUGAAAUUUAUAUACCAAAGCACGUCCUGUUGUGACACGGACAGAAUGUGUAGAAGGCAGCCUCAUGGAACUCUCAUUUGUGGUGAUACAAUGUGGUUUUCAGUCAAAAGCUCAAGAUCUUUGGAAGACUGAGCCUGAGACAGUUCAGUUGAGAAAGUAUCAGAGCAGGAAUUUCAGUGACCUUUAGGAAGAAUUAAGUUAUUUGUUGGGUUUUGAAGGUGAGAACAUUGUUCCUGAUAGCAUGAUGAGGGGUGAUACCUCUGUUUGCCCUUGGAUUCUUUACAUUUUUUUACAUAUCUAAAUAUUCCACUCAUACUCUUGGUAUCCAUAGGCAUCAUUCCUUUCCUGGCCCAUGACAAUUAAACUAGUUUCUUUCAGAUGUUUUGUUUCAAUCUAUGUUAUAGAAGAAAUUCUAAUUCAACAUUUUUCUGAUGUCUCAGUCUACUCAUAGGGGGAGGUUUUAGUUUACUAAAGAAUGUCAAGGUCAUUAUUAUUAUUAUUAUUAUUAUUAUUAUUAUUAUUAAUAAUAUUGAGCAGGGUAACUGCCCCAAAUAUAACUAUACUUACACCUUUCAGUGGUGACCAAACCACUUAUAACAGGCCUUAAUUCAGACAGCAGUACCCUUUGAUAGGAAGUGGGCGGACUUCAUCAGCUCUACUUGGGCUGAGAGCAGUAUGGGUAUGGAGAUGGUGGUGCACCAUAGUCACAGAGUUGUGACCUGCAUCAGUAGAAGUACGCACAGACAGAAGAGCCCUGUGAUUUGCAAUACAGCAGACUGCGAAAGCUUCUAACUGCACCGCUGUGAUUCAGUAGACUAAAGGAAGCAUUUUAAAAGAGAUUCUACAAGACUUGACUGCUUCAAUGAUUCCUUCUGGCUCAGUUGUAUUUAAAGUGAUUGUAUUGUUUAAAUACACUGUAGGCCUAUAUGUAGGAGAUAUGUGAAGUUAAACAUGCUAAAGUUAAGAAGUUAAAAGUGGAACACUGUUGUCACUUUUUUGUCUAGUGUAGGAUUUACACAUUCAGACAUGUAAUGUAUAUUGAAUUUUGCAGUAAUAUUUCUGAUCCAUGUCUGGUUUGUGGUUCGAGCUUGUUUGAAAUGUCUUGGUCGUCUUUAUCCAUCCGUAUGGGUAAGGGAAAUGAAAUGAGAUUAUAUGGCUUGUGAAACUUGAGAAGUCUAAAAUGUUAUGAUACAAUGCUAUUGUAAAAUUGUACAAGAGUGUAUGUCCAACAGCUUAUUGUUUCAUUUUUUUGUUGUUGUUUUCUUUAUCAACUUUGUUUACACAUGUAGUUUAGGAACAGUGCACACAUUUUUAUUUGUAAUUGAGCAAAACCAUGUUUUAUAUUUAGUUAUCCUCUCAAUGUUCAGCAAUUUAUCUUUGUCUAUAUUCAUCAAGUCCAGAUAUUGUGUGGAAGCAAGUCUUAAUUAAGGCUUAGAUUACUUUAUAAAUGGAUUUAAUAUUAAGGAACCAUACACUUACACAGAAACCUUACACUUUUCUGUGAGAUACAGAAAUGUAAACUGAGUUUAAUCCAAGCCGUAUGGAGAUCUGGCGACAUGGGAAAUGUAAAUGUAUGAUGGAUAAAUGAUAGAGGAUGGAUAAUGGUGAUGUUUCACAUAAAGGGGGAGGUGUUACAUUUCUGCACAGUAACAUAAAUGUUACAUUACAGGCAUUUGGCAGACGCUCUUAUCCAGAGCGAUGGACAACAAAGUGUAUAACCAUAACCAGGAACAAGUAUGAAACCCCUAGAGUUUCAAAAAAAAUGAAUAAAAUGUCAAAUGAUGUUUUAAACCUUGCACUGUUAAUAUGUGCAGCUGAAAUGGCAGUUCAAAGUUCACCAGGUCACAUGUAGAGGCUGUCUAAUGGGUGUCUUGAUGCUAUUCAAGUAGUACCAUAAAUGCAAAGAGUAACUUGAUCCAUGUUGACACUAUUUUUAUCUAUAUGUAAAUGGAACGACCAGUUUGUCACAUCGACAUAAAGGUGAUGUUUAGAAGUUCUAUGGAACUGUGAAUUAUUAUUUUUUGUAAUUCUCAAAUAAAAUAAUUUAAUAUAAA
Molecule: messenger RNA, 5688 nt
Organism: Anguilla rostrata (American eel)
Lineage: Eukaryota; Metazoa; Chordata; Actinopteri; Anguilliformes; Anguillidae
Gene: chpfa
Product: chondroitin polymerizing factor a
Exons: 4
Coding region: 300-2606 (768 amino acids)
Cellular component (GO): Golgi cisterna membrane
Molecular function (GO): glucuronosyl-N-acetylgalactosaminyl-proteoglycan 4-beta-N-acetylgalactosaminyltransferase activity
Source: RefSeq, a predicted model, not a curated record